AAAUCCGCCAGGGCCCGGUGCCAUUGCAUUGCCCCGAAGGCCAACUGGCCAAGGCACCCGCGCCGCGGUCGCUACUCGCUGCUCGCCAUACCCGGCUCCGUCCGUUCCAAGUUCUCGGCGUUUGAUCGGCUGGGUAACCCGCCGCCUCCUCAGCCUGCGCCCUGCAGCCACCGCCGCCGCGCCGCACGCCCGCGCCUCACAAAACUUCCCGUGCCUCCCCGCCGGUGCCGCAACCCCUCUCGCGGCCACGAGCACGGGCAUUAUCUCCGCGCCACGAUCCCAUCGGAACCAGACACGCCCGGCCGCGAGCCGCACCCUGCCCACCAAGCUCCGAUGGACUCGGCGGCGUCGGCGGCUCUGAAGCCCUCGGCGCUGGACCUGCUAGCGGCACUGCUGACGGGGCGGGACCCCGAAGGCGGGGCGCACUGGGCGUCCGCGCUCGCCGAGAAUCGACACCUCUUCCUGCUGCUCACCACCUCUCUCGCCGUGCUAGUCGGCUGCGGCGUUGCCCUGCUCGUCCGCCGCUCCUCCGCGCCUCGGGCGGCCGCGGCCGCGGCACAGGCGCCGCCGCGCCCGCUCGCCGUGAAGCCCAAGGACGAGCCGGACCCCGACGACGGCAGGCAGAGGGUCAUUGUCUUCUUCGGCACGCAGACCGGCACCGCUGAGGGCUUUGCCAAGGCGCUCGCCGAAGAGGCCAAGGCGAGGUACGACAAGGCUGUCUUCAAGGUGGUCGAUCUGGAAGAUUACGCCGCUGAGGAUGAGGAAUACGAGGAGAAGCUUAAGAAGGAGAGCAUCGCAUUGUUCUUCCUGGCAACUUAUGGCGAUGGAGAGCCAACUGACAAUGCAGCGAGGUUUUAUAAAUGGUUCUCAGAGGGUAAUGAGAGAGGCGAGUGGUUGAAUAAUCUUCGGUUUGGGGUGUUUGGCCUCGGAAAUAGACAGUAUGAGCACUUUAACAAGGUUGGAAAGGUGGUUGAUCAACUCCUCGCAGAACAAGGUGCCAAACGUAUCGUUCCUGUUGGUCUUGGAGAUGAUGAUCAAUGCAUUGAGGAUGACUUUAACGCAUGGAAGGAACUUCUAUGGCCAGAAUUGGAUAAAUUGCUCCGCCAGGAAGAUGAUUCUUCAACUGCACCAACUCCUUACACAGCUGCUAUCCCAGAAUAUAGAGUUGUGUUUGUCAAACCAGAGGAUGACAUGUACAUUAACAAGUCUUUUGCUCUCAGUAAUGGCCAUACUGUUUAUGACAUUCAACAUCCUUGCAGAGCAAAUGUGGCUGUUCGGCGAGAGCUUCAUACACCAGCUUCUGACCGAUCCUGCAUUCAUUUAGAGUUUGAUAUUGCUGGAACUGGCCUAAAAUAUGAAACUGGAGAUCAUGUUGGUGUCUAUGCUGAAAAUUGCAUCGAAACUGUUGAAGAGGCAGAAAAACUGCUAGGUUAUUCACCAGAUACUUUAUUCUCUAUUUAUGCUGACCAAGAGGAUGGUACCCCGCUCUGUGGGGGUUCUUUGCCACCUCCUUUCCCGUCCCCUUGCACAGUGAGGACUGCGCUUACGAGAUAUGCAGAUCUUUUGAAUUCGCCUAAGAAGAGUGCUUUACUGGCGCUGGCUGCUCAUGCAUCUGAUUCUAAAGAGGCUGAGCGGCUUAGACAUCUCGCGUCUCCUGCUGGAAAGAAGGAGUAUUCACAAUGGAUAGUCACAAGCCAAAGAAGUCUCUUGGAAGUUAUGUCAGAGUUCCCAUCAGCAAAGCCUCCACUUGGUGUUUUCUUUGCAGCUAUUUGUCCUCGCCUGCAGCCAAGAUACUACUCAAUAUCUUCCUCACCGAGAAUAGCACCAACAAGGAUUCAUGUGACAUGUGCACUAGUAUAUGGGCCAACCCCUACCGGAAGAAUUCACAAAGGAGUCUGUUCUACUUGGAUGAAGCAUUCGACUCCCUUGGAAGAUAGCAAAGACUGCAGCUGGGCUCCAAUUUUUGUUAGGCAAUCAAACUUCAAACUGCCUGCUGAUCCUACUGUGCCCAUUAUAAUGAUUGGCCCUGGGACUGGUCUGGCACCUUUCAGGGGCUUCUUACAGGAACGACUAGCUUUAAAACAGGCAGAGGUGGAACUGGGCCAUGCUGUCCUCUUCUUUGGGUGCAGAAAUCGGAAGAUGGACUUCAUAUACGAGGAUGAGCUCAAUAAUUUUGUUGAUGCCGGUGCCCUCUCUGAGUUGAUCGUAGCCUUUUCUCGUGAGGGUCCUACAAAAGAGUAUGUUCAGCACAAAAUGGCGCAAAAGGCUGCCGAGCUUUGGAGCAUCAUUUCUCAGGGCGGCUACAUUUAUGUUUGCGGUGACGCAAAAGGCAUGGCUAGAGAUGUCCAUCGCACGCUACAUACCAUCGUCCAGGAGCAGGGGUCUAUGGACAACAACUCCAAGGCAGAAAGCUACGUGAAGAGCCUGCAGAUGGAAGGGAGAUACUUGAGAGAUGUUUGGUGACGUAUGCCAAAGAAACGUGGACCCUGUCCGUCGUAGUUGCCGGCGAAUACAAACCUAAAUCAACGUCGUGGAGGAAAAUUAGAUGCACCGGCUGGGGUAUGAUUAGUAGGAAUUUUUACAUGAUCUGUUCGAUGGGAAACAUAUAUACUAGUGAUAUGGUUCUAUUUUUUUAAAAAAAUAAAGAAGAAAAGAAACAGAGGUUUCCCCGCUUUAUAUAGUUAUAUUUAUUUAAAAGUGACAUAGCCAGUCACCUAGUGAUGGUAGAGUAUCAGGCGCCAGCAGGCAGCAGCGGUGCAGGUGCUUAUGUAUGUUCGUUCUGGAAAUCAUCGUUGUGAUUUCUGGCGCUAAGGCUAUAGUGAAUAAAACAGCCAUUGGCUCAUCA
Messenger RNA from Zea mays, 2845 nucleotides. Its product is annotated as NADPH--cytochrome P450 reductase. NCBI's taxonomy places the organism in Eukaryota, Viridiplantae, Streptophyta, Magnoliopsida, Poales, Poaceae. The transcript is spliced from 18 exons. Gene Ontology annotation, molecular function: NADPH-hemoprotein reductase activity; FMN binding; flavin adenine dinucleotide binding. The record is from RefSeq and is a predicted model, not a curated record. Gene Ontology annotation, cellular component: cytosol. Bases 334 to 2463 code for a protein of 709 amino acids.